This is a messenger RNA of Populus nigra (black poplar), 2151 nucleotides long. Its product is annotated as serine/threonine receptor-like kinase NFP. Gene Ontology annotation, biological process: protein phosphorylation. The record is from RefSeq and is a predicted model, not a curated record. Gene Ontology annotation, molecular function: ATP binding; protein kinase activity. The transcript has a single exon. Lineage: Eukaryota; Viridiplantae; Streptophyta; Magnoliopsida; Malpighiales; Salicaceae. Bases 140 to 2005 code for a protein of 621 amino acids.
GGCCUCUUGAAUUCAUUAGAAUAAAACCUCCAGGCUAACAAUGCUGCUUAGCUUUUCUAUCAACCUUAAGCGACACUUGGCGAAUUACGUUUUUACGUUCAUCUGACAGCUUCUUUCAAAAUCUGAAUCAUCCAAGCUUAUGUUCAUGGCAAUAUCUUUGCUCCCUUUCUUUUCCACACAAGCUCUUCUUCUCUUGAUCCUUUUAUUUUCCUCCACAUAUGUCACCUCACAAGCACCACCUGCCUCAAACUUUUCAUGUCCUGUUGAUUCACCUACCACAUGCUCUACAUAUUUCACUUACCUCGCCCAGCCACCAAAUUUCUUGGACCUCGGAAACAUUUCUGAUCUAUUUGGGGUCAGUCGUAAGGAAAUAGCAACUGCAAGCAACCUGGAGUCUGAGGACACCCCAUUAUUUCCAAAUCAACUUUUGCUUGUACCUAAACCUUGUGGUUGCACAGGUAACCGAUCUUUUGUCAACAUAACUUACCAAAUCCAGCAAGGUGAAAGCUUCUACUUGGUUUCGACUACUUCUUUUGAGAACCUCACCCGUUGGCAAGAGGUGGAAGCUUUGAACCCCAGUCUGACUCCAACCCUCUUGCAUGCUGGUGACAAGGUUAUAUUUCCUUUGUUCUGUAAGUGCCCUUCAAAUACUCAUUUGGAGAGCGGAAUUGCUUAUCUCAUUACUUAUGUGUGGCAACCUAGUGAUGAUCUCACGAAAGUUGCUGCUAAACUUAAUGCCUCUGAACGUAACAUUGUGAUUGAAAACAACUAUGUGAACUUUACUUCUGCAGUCUACCUCCCGGUAUUGAUCCCUGUGUCCCAGUUGCCAGUUCUCUCUCAGCAAUACCCCUCUCCUGAAAGAACAGAAUCCAGGAAUCGUUGGAUCAUCAUUGUUGCUGCAAGCAUUGCAAGCGCUCUUUUCAUCUUCCUUUUGAUUGCUUUUCUGGCCCAUAAACGUUGUUCAUAUAAGAGAACUAAAGCUUUGGAUCGCACUGGAUCUUGUUUGGAGACCAGUGAUCUCAUUCAAACAAAGGAACUUACAAAACUGGAGAGUUUAGAGGCAAAGAUCACACCAGAUAAGCUGCUUCCAGGGGUUUCAGGCUAUCUGGGCAGGCCGAUCAUUUAUGAGGUUAAAGAGAUCAUGGAGGGCACGAUGGAUCUAAAUGAACAUUAUAAGAUAGGAGGAUCAGUAUAUAGGGCCAAAAUCAGUGGCCGGGUCUUGGCAGUGAAGAAAACCAAGGAUGAUGUCACAGAAGAACUAAAGAUUUUGCAGAAAGUCAGUCAUGCAAAUCUGGUUAAACUAAUGGGGAUGUCAUCUGGAUUUGACAGAGAAGGAAAUCGCUUCUUGGUCUAUGAAUAUGCAGAAAAUGGGUCGCUGGAAAAGUGGUUGCAUCCCACCUCUGAAUCUUCCUCAAGCUCUGCGGGUUUCCUCACUUGGAGUCAAAGGUUACAUGUAGCACUAGAUGUGGCCAAUGGCCUGCAAUACAUGCAUGAACACACUCAACCAAGCAUCGUUCACAAAGAUAUUCGAACAACUAAUAUUCUUCUCGAUUCCAAAUUUCGGGCGAAAAUAGCAAAUUUCUCAAUGGCUAGACCUGCCACAGACUCAUUGAUGCCAAAAGUUGAUGUAUUUGAUUAUGGAGUUGUUUUGUUACAAUUGCUUUCUGGAAAGAAGGCCAUGGUAACCAAAGAAAAUGGCGAGAUUGUUCUGCUGUGCAAGGAAAUCAAAGCCGUCUUGGAAAUUGAAGAGAAAAGAGAGAAGAGUCUAAGAAAGUGGAUGGAUCCCUGCUUGGAGAGGUUUUAUCCCAUUGAUAGUGCUCUGAGCUUGGCAACCUUGGCAAGGUUGUGCACUCUGGAGGAGUCUUCAGAAAGGCCAAGCAUGGCAGAAAUUGUCUUUAACCUCACAGUUCUCACUCAGUCACCUCCUGAGACAUUUGAAAGAUGGACAUCUGGGAUGGAAACAGAAGAUUUUACUCGACUCAUCAGCCCUGUCACAGCUCGUUGAUUUAGCACAGAAGUAACUGGGCUGACAAGUCCAAGUAGAUCUCCUACAUCCAAUUCAUGCAAUGAAAAUCAGUGUACAUUAUCAAUCUUUCAGUUUAAGUUAUGGAUGGUUUUAUAGUGUGAAUAGAGCAAUGUUUAACCUCAUAA